This is a messenger RNA of Pomacea canaliculata, 4917 nucleotides long. RefSeq lists its product as uncharacterized. The transcript is spliced from 16 exons. Bases 150 to 4487 code for a protein of 1445 amino acids. Lineage: Eukaryota; Metazoa; Mollusca; Gastropoda; Architaenioglossa; Ampullariidae. Gene Ontology annotation, cellular component: Golgi apparatus. Gene Ontology annotation, molecular function: small GTPase binding. Gene Ontology annotation, biological process: Golgi organization; endoplasmic reticulum to Golgi vesicle-mediated transport. The record is from RefSeq and is a predicted model, not a curated record.
GUGGGACAAACUGGAGAUGGAGAUUCAGCUUCUGCAGCACGAGCGCGAAGAGGUGGAAAAGGAACGGCAGGCGGUGAUGCACAGCAAGAAGGCACUGAGCCAGCAGCAGCACCGCCUUGAACGAGGAGCGCGCGGCACUGCAGCAGGAGAUGCAGAAGAUCGAGACCGAUCGGCUCGCGCUGGACCUGCGUGCCGAUGGCCUCCGGCGACUUCGGCGAGAGCUGAAGCAUCGAGAGAAGACGCUGGAGAAGGUGAACAACAUGCAGUUCUUAUGGGGAAACCAGUUGGAGUACCGUGAGAACGAGGUGCAGCGGCAGAUAGACAGCGACGCCGCACACGAGUUGGAGAGAGAGCAGGAAGACUUGGAUCCAAGGCAUUAUCGAAGUCGGUCCUGGAUACGAGGUCACAGCUCGCGGAAGCAUAAUAUAAGACCUUCAAAAGGUCGGAGCAGGUCGUAUCCAGACUUUGGCCCACGCUCACAUCCAGAUGACUGUCGUCCCAGCACGCCGCAGAUUGUACACGCCAGCUGCUGCAGAUUCAUGGGGAGGUCACCUGAAGGAUACGAUGACGUUGUAAUGGAGGUCGAAAGCAAGGAACUGUUGUUCAGCGACCGAGAGGAGGCUGAGGUUAGAGACGAGAGGCAUCGUGAACGUCAGAGAUGUCGACCAAAAAAUAGACACGCACGAUCUCAAAGUAGAAGUCCCGUGAAUAGAAAUUACGACAAAGUCAGUAGGAGUCGUGCAGAGCUCGUGCAUGAGUCACGAAGGUCCCGUCCUUACCACCAAGAUAAGCGACCUCGGCUUGCGACUUGCAUAAGCAGCACAGAAGUUCAGUUCGAGGCGGCCACAAACGAACCGCUCGAGGACCUGGACGAAUCACCAGACAACGGCAGCUUGGAGAGCCCUCCAAAGGUCAAGAACAAGACAGGAGGAUAUCAAAUGCCACUGCUGACUCAGCUCAUGGAGAAAGUGAAGCAGCUUGAAGAAGAACGCAUGCACCUGCUCAUGGAAUCAGACCAACUGAAGAGGGUAGUCACUGCAACGGAACAGCGUCGGAAAGGUCCCGAGGACAACAAGGUCUCCAUGGGUCUACGUACAAACAGUUUGAAGGGCUGGAGCAACUCAAGAAACUACCUCGAGCUCUCAUCUUUAGCCUACGCUCAAGAGAACCCCCAAGGAUACCGCAAGGUGACGGGGGCUGAGCCUGUCCCCAAUCCCUAUAUGGAGAAAUGCAAGCGCGUAGUGGGGAGUGAUGAUGAUGGUGAUGAUUUUGCUGCUGAUGCUGAUAUUGAUGAUGAUGAUGAUGGUGGAGGCGAGGAUGAUCAUUCGAAACUUCAUUUAGGUGCCCAAGCAAUGUUUACGAAGAAUGAGGCUUACUUUCGCUAUCCCUCUUACGCAGUCGGCAGACCACCGCCGGCGCAAAUCUCUCGGGGGUCAUUGGAGGGUCAUCACGAGUUAGCGGGAAAAGGACGUGAUAACGCAAGAGACCUACACAUUUAUUAUCAUGGAUAUUUGCAGUCAGCUAAGAAGAAGGUGGUAGAUAAGAAAACUACUCCUCCCAAGAUUAUGCCAGACUUGCCUGAGAAAUUCCAGAGAAACAAAUUGGUUGAGAAGGGGGAAACAACUUUAAAAGUAAACUCUUCCGGUUUACCUGUGAUGGAUAGACCCAAUCAGUCACCCAGUGACGCCAUCAUGUCAAUUCAGCACAAUUCAGACUGUCCCUCGCAGGCACAGCAAGUGUCAGGGACAAAAUUCUGCUGUAAAUGUCCUCCAAUGGAAAAACAUCGACACAUCCAUCCCGACCCAAGAUGCACAUGUGCUCACCACUCUCACCACGCUCACCAUCAUCUGAGCUAUGUUGCUGCUUCACACCAAUGUAUGCAUCACCGUGAAGGAAGACAAGAACAACCUGUCAGGAAUCAGCUAUCCCCGCAACCGAGCCCAUCUUUGUCCGAGAGGGCGCCUCUGACCGAUUCAGACGUCAGCCAGAUGCCCGUCGCACAGUCUGCUGCGCCUGAGCAGAACGCGCCAUUCGUAGCGUACGCGUAUGACAAGACAACAACACGGUCUCCUUCCAGGUCGUACGCUCGCGAGACGACUGGCAUCGACGUGGCCAUCCCGCAGCCCACAGAGAGAAAUAAUUCCAAGAUCUUGCAGUCAGAGGCGGAGACGACUAAUUUCGGCACCGAAACCAACUGCUGCCAGGUACUUGGGCACCUCCUGUUGGAGAGGGAGACUUCGCGGGUCUCAGCCAAUCUGGAACAGCUGCACCGCCUGCACCAAAAGAAAACAGCAAAAAUGCGCCAGCAGAUUCAGCAGCUUAAGGCGCGACAGAAGCAGCUUCUGCAAAAAAUGAAGGAAGGUUGCAUGAAGUUGAUGUCCAAAGAGCUGAGGGGUCGAGACGACCAGCUUGCGGAAGAACGUCAUUCUCAGGACCAGCUCAAACAAGCCGUGGUAGAGUUACAGAAGCAGUUGAGCGACAUGGAGCGAGAGCUGAUCAAGGCAACUUUCGCCAAAAGCUCCUUGCUAAAGGAGGCAAACUCGGGGCGAGAACACUUUGCUGAACAAAUGAAGAAAAUGCGACAGACUGCGACGAGUGUAAAAAAUGAAAAACAGAAUUUGCUGAAAAAGCUGAGCACUGCGUUACAAGAGAACGCCUCAUUAAAGGCCCAGCUGGACGAAGCUAAGAAGGGAUCCCAGCUGUUCGAAGGUCAGGCCGUUCGACUGAGGAAGAAGCUAAACACAUACCGAGACCUGGCCGAGCUGUGCCACAACAAAUACAAGUCCCAAAAGGAGCAAACAGAACAAGUUUACAAGGAGCUGGAUGUCGUCAGCAAGAGGUUGUUGGGCAGCGAAGGAACGGUAGGUCACCUCAAAAAGCAUCUGCGGGUGGCACGGCAUCGUGCUCGUAAACGAAAGCGUGAAGUUGAAGGUCUAAAGGUGGAGAGAGAUAACAUCAAGUCAGAACUUCAACAGGAGAUCGAGGCCUCAGCCCGCUUGGAAAAAGAAAAGAAAGAGACGGAGGAGAAACUUAAAGCUGAGACACUUAGGUACCAGCAGUUGCUACGGGAGGUGCAAAGUCAGCGGCAGCGUCUGAGCUGCGUGGCCACAAAGAUGCAGGCGCUGGAUCCAAGCAUCCUGCAGAGGCAGAUGGAGAUACGAUUCAGUGCAGAGAUGAGCCUCGUUCUGAAGCAAGUAACGAGUUUCCUGGAGCAGAGUGCUGCCUCCAGUGAGGCCGCCGCAUUGGCUGAUCAGGAGAGACAAUUCAGAAAUCGCGCCCAUGAGAACACCAUUUCGACAUUCAUACGGAAGUACGAGCACCUGAUGGCCUUGAAAGAGGCGGCGGAGAUGGAGGCCUUCCUGCUGAACGAACUCAGCAAGAGCCACAGGAACCGAGGUGCUGGUUCCUGGCCAGAGACAACUGCCUUCGUGGAUUUACUGGACAUUCGCCGAGAACCGUGUCCUCCAGCUUGGUUAGGGCCAGACAUAGCUAGUCCUAGUCAAGUGCCUUGGCUGGACGAUGGCCUCACCAGCACCAGUCCACCCUUGUUCAGGUCUUUUCCAAAUACCACUGCUGCCCAUAUGACAUGCCCCCAGCCGAGAAUGAACAUCGUCAUGAGCAGCCCACAAAGAGAUUGGCUCAGGCAGAACCCACAAAAUAGCGCUAGAUUUCCAAUCAGGCAGCAGCAGAACACUUGGACCUCACAGGACCGAAAUCGGGACUGGACCUCCCCUGAGGAAGGUUGGGAUAGGUGGCCCUCUACUGACCGAGGUCAAAACACCUUGAUUUCCCCUGACAGAGGUCUGGGCAUCCGGACCACUCCUGACCGAGAUCGAGAUAGCUGGGUCUACCGUGACCAAUAUUUGAUCCCUUUCCAAUCGGUUACAGAUCCUCUUGCAGGGCAACCUAAGUUGCCGAGCAACACAUCCGAGAAAGAGGUGCUAACUGAUAGGCAGAGUAGUGAGGACAAGGGGAGUAUUGACAUAGGAAGCUCCAGCGAACUGUCAACUCGUGUGAAUCCUAGCGACACUUUGCGCAGCAGUACACUGACUCCUCUUGACAGGCACAGCGCAAAGCUGUUAGACAAUGUGACUGUCACUACCAGGGGCAUACAGGAAGUUCACGCUGAAAAAAGCAGUCUGUUGGUAUCGUCCGAAAAGUUCUCUUUUCACGCCACCCCCAUUCUCGUGGACCAGACCGAACGCAAAUCCUUAGCCGCCGAUUCUGGCUUGGGUCAUGGGUCCUCAAAGGGAGGGGUCUUUCCCAGCACCCAUAGUUUCUCUAAUACCACAUCGGAAGUCAGGUCACCCUCCUUACGUACGAGCACGGGGUAUUCCGAAAAAGCGCGCAUGCAUGGUACCGCUGUUGACUCCUCCAGCCGAGAGGAAUGCGACUCUGUGAGAUCCUCGCCGGUGGAUGGUUUUCUGCCCGCCAAAUACCUGACCAGACAGCCCACCCCAACUGAAGAAGACUCCCGUUCCGAAUGAAACUCAGUGGAAACAGGGGAACAUGCUACUUCCAGACCCAUUCUUCCUCCACGCCAUCCGCACAUGCACCCGUGAAGGCCGUGGAUAUAAAACUGAUCGCUAGAGAAAUCAAAGCGAUACGACAGGCUUGUCCAUACAUUUCUUGUUUCACACCCAAAUUCUUCAGCAGUGUCCUAGCUCAUUAACCUACUUUGUCAUUUACUAUUGUUGAUCUGUAACACAUCAGUUUGGCAGCGUAUCAUCUCUAAUCUGUCCCGACGCUACAUUUUUUGGGGGAGGAGGGAAUUCAGUUGAACAGAAUGUUUCUUCUGAUGUCUUUAUCGGGUGCAAUGUUUAAAAUAUCGAGCAAGCAUCUGCCCCCCCCCCCAAAUCCCUAUUCAUAUCUUGCCGCCUCUGGUCUGCAGCUAAAUAAAUCUUCUUAUUUCAUUGA